GACACAGGUGCAGAAGUGGUUGUCCAGAAGGAACUAUUUCCUGGAGUGCAAGUAAACACUGAAUAUUUUGAACAGGAACAAAACGUCAACGAACUGAAAAAUGAAGUGGCUGAACUGGAUAUUGUACUUAUAAAUGAACAACUAAAAGAGCUGGAGUCCUCAAUGAAAAAUUUGUCAACAGAAAAAGAUAACAUGAAAAUAGGUCCUAUGAACAACACAGUUCUUCUGGAGAAGAUUAAGGCAUGUACAGAGUCCUUAUGGAAAGAAAGAGAUGUCUUAAACCAGUUGAAAACCCAGCAAGAAAGUUUAUCUCAGCAUUUAACAUGCAUGGAUAAAGUGUUAACCGAAAGCCAAAUGAGGCAACUGGAGCAAUGGUGGCAACACAUGGAACAAACAGUGCAAAAGAAACACGAUCAAGUUGUGGCAGAGAUCGAUGAAUUUAACCUGCUUAUGAAUAAAGCACAGGAUAUUCAGAGACUGAUACAAGAACAGUCUUUACAAGCAGAAUUAUAUUCCUCAGCUGCAGGAAAAGCCAAAUACGCUGUACUUUGGACCACAGAGCUACAGGACAUUAAACAUGGUCUUUCUCUAUUAAAAAGAAGGAUUGAACUGCAGAUGAAAAGAAUUUGGAGUGAUCAAGAGAAGGUGGCUUUGGAGAACUCUAUACAUGAUUUGCAGAGCAAAUUGGAAGCAUUAUCAGCACAACAAACUCCUCGAGAGGAUGUUAAGAUCACUGGUCCUGCUCUCAUGAAACAUGAAAUGGUGAAGAGGCUGAAAGAAAAUAUUUCAUGGGUCAAACAAUCACUGUCCUCUUUUGAUCAGAAAGCAGCACUUUUCCCCAGUGAUGUUAAAUCACAGAUCAGAAGUUGUCAGCUUAUGAGCACAGAAAUUCUAAACAGAGAGCCUGUGAUUGUAUCACUGGAUUAUGAACUCCAGCACAUCAUUCCCAGCUUGAAGCCAGAGGAGAUCUCUGAUAUGACCUUCCUUUUACAAACAUUGCAGAAUUCAUACCAGGCUCUUGUUUUAAAAUCGGCUCAAAGAUUACAGCACCUAGAGCUCCUGCUGGAAGAGAGGCAAAGGCUUAUUGCAGAAGUAGAAAAAGUUCACUGUCAGCUUCGAAAUGCUGAGAUGCUUGCCAGGCCUGACAUGAACCAAACCAGCACAUUGUCAGAAUUAAUGAAUCAACAAGCAAUUUUAAAGGGGAUUUUAAAGGACGUACAGGAAAUAGAAGGGCUUAUCUCAUCCCACUGUAAAGAGAGUCAGGUCACAGCUGGGGAACUGAGUUUGUCUGAACAACUAUUUUUGAUUGAUCAAUUAAGAAGUCUGAAGAAUAGAGCAAGAAAGACACAGAGGCAAAUUCAGAGUAAACUUCAUGAAGUAGAAAAAAAGAUAGCUGUCUGCCAAGAGUUUGCUGAAGGAAUAACUUCAUUGCAGGAAGAUCUUAAUGAUCUACAGCAUGGUGAAAUGAACCUGGGAGAAAAUGAAUUAUUAGGUGGUAAGCAGGAAGUGAACAAUAAACGCAAAGCACUUACAGAAAAAGUAUUAGCUUUUCAGUCCAAUUUGUCACAAAUAAUGAAGUACAAAGAAAUCUUUGAAUGCAUAGGUCUAAAAUGGGACUCACUGCAGCUGAAUGAAUUGCAAACUAAAUUUUUUAAAAUUAAAAAUGAAAUUAAAGGGAAGAUAAUACGCUUUGAUAAUGUUGUUAGGGAAUGUGAAAAGAUUCAAGCAUUGCUAAAUGAAAUCCAGAUUGUGAUAUCCACUCUAAGAAAAGAAGCUAACAUCCUAAACAAUAGCUCUAGCUCUUCUCCUGCUGAGAAUCUUGUAUCCGCACAGGUUCUGUCUCAGGCAGUUCAACAAAUCUUGUACUUAACCCAGGAGGUAGCAAAUCAAAUAAACAAAAAUGAGGUCUUUGAUACACCAUUCAAGGAAUGUAAGAGGAAAGAAAUAAAGAGCCUGGAGAAAGAUGUUGAGGAAUUGAAUCAGUUUCUUCAAAACUUGGUCUCAGGUCUGCAGUGUGUAAACAAGGAAGAUACCCAGAAUGAAGUAGAACAUAUAUUCCACAUCAUAAAGCAUAUUCAGUUAGAGCUUCAGCAACCGCUUCUGAUAGACAUAAAAAUGAUGCAGUAUGAAAAGAUACGAUGGGAAGCAAUUCAGAAUAUGAUGCAAGCAAAGUUUUCUGCUAUUAAAUGCAUAAUGGAAAAAGAGAGGGAAAACCAAGAAGAAAAAUCUCUUGCUGCUGAUAUAGAAACAAAAUUAGAGACACUGCAAGAUCAUGAAAUACAAUUGAAGACAGACAUUGCUGCCCGUGUUAGUGCUCUGGAGGAGGCAUUUAGGACUGGUGAACUUUAUACCAACGCUGUUCAGAGGGCUGCCAGGUUCCUUGAGGACUAUGAAGCUCAAGUCCAGUCUGCUACAGCAGAGCUUGGUAGCUCAGAGGAGGUCUGUCAAACCCCACAAUGGAAACAAGAAGAGUUCAACUCUGCAAAGGCUGACAUAGAAAACCUGUACUCCAAGCUGAAAAACCUAGUGAAACCAGAAGACAAAAUAUGUCUGGAAAAUACUUUAACAGAACUAGUCAAUAAGAGUUUGGCUUUAAGGGAGAAGGCUCAAAGAAAGGAAGCUGAUAAACAGAGGUAUUUUGAAAAAUACAAAAGCUACACAAAAAGCAAAGAUAAAGUGUGUGGUAAUCUUAACAAACUGGAACAGAUGCUUAGGCAGUCUUUGUCUCAAAUACCAAUGUCUUAUAAAGAAGCUUUGGAGUACUUGGAAGAAAGCAAGCUGGAACGAGAAACAAUAAUUCUCGAUAAGCUCCAGGAAGAACAGCCAGAAAGUCUUAAAGAGAAAGAAAAGGCCACCGGAGAGGAACUAGUAGAAUUACUAGAUUUUGUGAACUCAUUUGAGGAAAAUAUCAACCAGCAACAGCUCCUCUUACUCUUACUACUUCACCGAAUAAGAAACAUCCUGAAUACAUCUGAAAAUACUGAGGCAGAAGCUGCCCUACCCGCAUUAUGUGAGAUAAAGGCAAUGCAGGAUCGCUGUACAAAGUUAUAUGAAAAGACUCAAGACCAUAAGGAUUCUGUGCAAGCUGAGAUUCAAGAGAGGAAUAAGAUCACUGAGGAAAUAAGUGCUGUGACAAAUGCAUUACAGAAUGCUGCAUCUGUGUUAUUACAAGAUGCUGCUGGAAAGGCAGGACAACUGGAGGAGGUUCAGAGCGUGAUUGGUAAAGAAAGUCAAACUCUGAAGGAUAUCAUGGACAAACUCCGGAUCAAGUAUUCUGAACUGUAUACAGUAGUUCCUGCAGAGAUCGAAACACAGUUGGAGGACUGCAAGAAAGUGUUGCAAGACCUAGAAGACAAGGUUAGCUUUGAAAUCUUGCAGAACUCCCCUCAGUAUGUGCUGAAAAGAAAAGCAGAAACUAUUAACAAUGGCCUUCAAACUAUUGAAAAGAUGUUACAACAGAAGAGCGAAAACAUUGCAAAAGCCAAAGAAGUUCAGAAGGCUGCCAACAAGAUGGAAGACUAUGAUGAACUCUUGAAGAAUGUGAAAGUUUGGAUAGAAAACACCAACUGCUUGCUAAGAGCAGAUGCUCAAAAUGACUCUGCAAAAAGCUUAUGCAAAUAUACCGAUGACCUUCAGAUGGCUUUGGAAGACUCAGAGCAAAAGCAAAAUCUUCUACACAGUGUUUACUUGGAACUGGAGGAGCUAACACCAGUGUUUGAAACAGACAGUGUAAUGCAACAGCUAAAUGAAAUAGAUAAUCAAGUAGCAACUUUACAGCAUGAGAUAGCAGAGAUUCUUCCACAGAUCCAGCAUAUGGCUGAUGAAUUGGAUGCCAUUGAAUCUCAUGUGAAAGUGUUUGAGAAGGACAUUGCCAAAAUGAAGACAAUCCUGUCAUCAGAAGAUCUGUUAGAAUUUUCUCCUAAAGACCAACUUAAACAUGGACAGGUCCGUGAAAACUCCUAUAUAGGCUUUUUUCCCUAUAUAUUUAUGAAUAAGUUAGCAUAA
Molecule: messenger RNA, 4005 nt
Organism: Cariama cristata (Red-legged seriema)
Lineage: Eukaryota; Metazoa; Chordata; Aves; Cariamiformes; Cariamidae
Product: nesprin-2-like
Exons: 12
Source: RefSeq, a predicted model, not a curated record